This is a messenger RNA of Neodiprion virginianus, 5367 nucleotides long. It is a transcript of the gene lili, whose product is annotated as protein Lilipod. Gene Ontology annotation, biological process: signal transduction. NCBI's taxonomy places the organism in Eukaryota, Metazoa, Arthropoda, Insecta, Hymenoptera, Diprionidae. Gene Ontology annotation, molecular function: transmembrane signaling receptor activity. The transcript has 10 exons. The record is from RefSeq and is a predicted model, not a curated record. Bases 504 to 2081 code for a protein of 525 amino acids.
GAAAUGCCUGGUGAAACGUCGCAGUCCAUCUGCCUUGGGUCGCAAUCCCGUAACAUACGUGUGCGAAACUUCAGUUCGUAAGACGACGUGAGGUUAUUGGCUAGUCGCGUAAACAAUGUCAAAAGGCGUUUGCAAAUAGCGCGUUGUAUGUUCAACGCCUCAGUGUAACAAACGCGUCGCGAAAAUAAGGACAGGGCAAAAUUGAAGUGUUAAAAAGACAAACAUGUAUUUGGGAAUCAAGUGAAAAAAAAUUGAUUCGAAGAAGAAAUUGAUCUGCACCAUUUUUUCCCUCCCCAACUGCAUUAUCGUCGUUCGUCACCGUUCAUCGGUCAGUCGGAUGAGGGAAAAAUAAUCUGAAUAAGAGAAGAGGCGAUAAAGACGAAAGGAAUCUGGGUGGGAAGAAUCGGCGAUAGAGAAGACGAAUAAUUCGCGUCUACAAUGUCGUAUUCCGUGGCCGUAUAUUUCACGGAAAUAAAUUGCAGACUGACAAACAGGUGAAGAAGAUGGAAGAUGACGCGGAUCUGCGGGAACAGUUAUUCCACAAUACAGUACGGGAGAAUAUCAUAUUUCUACUGCUCUUUCUGUUGCUGUACAUUUCGAGCUACGCACUGAUAGCAAGAUUCAGAAGGAAAGAUAGAGAGGAUUAUAUUGUAGUGGACGAAGAUGAGGCGACGGUUUACAGAAUUAGUCUGUGGCUCUGUACCGCUGCACUUGCAGUUUCGGUUGGAGCGACGCUACUAUUACCGGUCUCCAUUGCUAGCAACGAAGUUCUCAUACUUUACCCCAACAGUUACUACGUCAAGUGGCUCAACAGCUCCUUGAUACAAGGACUUUGGAACCAUGUGUUUCUGUUUUCAAACUUAUCCUUGUUCGUCUUCUUACCAUUCGCCUACCUCUUUACAGAAUCUGAGGGAUUCGUUGGUCAUAGAAAGGGUGUUAUGGCUAGGGUUUAUGAAACAGUGACUGUAUUGUGCCUACUUGGAGCCCUAGUUCUUGGAAUGACUUACAUCUUGUCCGCUCUCAUCGAUCACCACAAGUCAAGUCUUCACACAUUGCUCAAUUUAUGGAGUUAUUACUUGCCGUUUUUAUACUCCUGCGUGUCUUUUGUCGGAGUCGUUAUGCUGUUACUGUGCACUCCGGUAGGAUUUGUCCAAUUGUUUGGAGUUGUUGGCUCGUUUCUUGUUAAACCUCAAUUCCUAAAGAAUUUGGAUGAAGAAUUUUUUGCCUACAAAUUAGAAGAAGAUUGUAUUAAAAGAAGACUGCAACAUGCUACAGCGACGGGUAAAUCUUACGUAUCACCAAUGCCCAUGUCUCCGGCAACGUGCGGAAACAUUGUGGAAGACGAAGAAGAAUUACCGAGUGCAAAUCCUGGUCUAAUGUGUCUUAAAAAUGGAGCGUUACAGCGCGGUUUAACUCAAAGACUAGAGUAUAUACAACAGAGAAGAAAGCUGCUGGACGAACAGAGGCGUACUUGGUGGGUGCGCAGAACUUUGUUGUACCCUUUAGCCAUGCUUGCCUUGUUGGUACUUUCGACAACGACGGCUCUUCUUGCCGUGCAAAAUACCAUCGAGUUACUUAUCGGCAUUAAGGCCUUGCCUCUGAGCACAAGACAAUUUACAUUAGGCAUCAGCUCUCUGUCUAAAUUGGGGCCGAUUGGCGCGACAGUUGAAGUUGCGGUGAUUCUAUACUUGGCUGCGACAAGCGCUAUAGGUCUUUAUUCCCUACCCGGAGUUCGCAGAGUUCGACCCCACUUUCAUACCACUCCUUUGACACACAUCAUUGCGAAUUGCGCACUGUUGCUUGUACUCAGCUCUGCCCUUCCGCUAUUGUCGAGAAUACUAGGAAUGACAAACUUCGAUUUACUCGGAGACUUUGGGCGGAUCGAGUGGCUUGGCAAUUUCAAAUUGGUCUUAUUCUACAACUUGAUAUUUACGAUUGCCACGUUUGCCUGCCUUGCUACUAAAUUCACUGCUACUGUACGAAAGGAAAUAUAUGCAAGAUUACGGAGCAGUCUGAUGGGAAUAUUCAAACGCGAUGGAAGAAAAGGAGUUUUGAGCAUGUUUUCUAAUAAGGAGGACUAGACUGAUUUUAACUUAUAAGAAAUCGAGGUGUUAGUCAUUUCUGAAUAGUAAAUAACACAGGAAUCCAUGUAUUCCCUUUACAACGCCAGUUUCAUAUUCAAAUAUUAUUUUGUCUCCUGUUUACGUUCCGUUUUACUUCAUCGAUCAUAACAAAUUACGCGAGAAAUGAGAAGUAAUAUAACUGUUUCAAUAUUUUAUCGACUUGAAAUUGCCAAUAAUGUUAUACAGGAAAUAUUUUGAAGUUUCAGUUGAUACAUUGGUACUCGUAUUUAAUCAUUUCUGUCUGACAACACUUCGGGCAUUCGCAUAGUUAGUAUUUAAACCCAACGAGUGUUUUGUAUUUGAGAAAAAAAAUAUUUUCUACAUGGUAAAAAAAUUAGGCGUUCGAGUAUUGAAUCCAGGGUCCAGAAGGGAGAGACGAAAAAAUUAGAUUUCAUACGAAUCGUCGGGAAAAUCAAUCAAAUAUAGAAGAAAAAAAUUUCGAUUCACAUUUUUUUGAAGUAAUUGGUACGUCCUUAGUAGCAAAAACGGUGAACACAAAGGUUUGUCAUGAAAUUCAAUUCUUUAAAAUGUAUGUAUAUAUAUUUAUAUAUUUAUAUACGAAUUUUCAAAUUUAAACCUAAUAUUUUCGACAAGAAAGAGAGAGAGAGAGAGAUCGUGUAUGGUUGUGUGUGUAUGUGUUUGCUAGUUGCAUACUUGUAGUUAAUUUAUAUCCCAAAAACUACGAUAAGUAAUUAAUUGCUAAUACAUCUUUUCCAUUUAAGUUAUUUAUGCGUAAAUAUACGAUGUGAAGUUUAAAUUGCUACUCCAAGAAUUACGAAAGAACAAUAAUAAUUGUCACUCAGGAGACAGUGUGCAAACUAUCUCCAAAUCAAACCACCGGGCAAGUAUUUUUGCAUUAGAAGUAAACCAGUUCGAUAUUAAUGCCAAUAAGAGAAAUAAUAUAUUUUGAAACCGCAAGAAUCUUUCAAAUAUUGGCGGACGACACUGUCUUCAAGAUCUGAUUUAACGUCAAAAUUCUCUGGUAUAAUUUACUACAGCUAUUACGGAGGCCACUCACGAAAAGUUCUGCUACCACUAAAACUUACUUAGUCAAGACAAUGCGCAUCGAGAUAAUCUAUAAACUGGCACCCAUUGUUAUUUAAAAUUAGGGUAAUGAUAUUUCAUCCUUUUUAAAUUAUUCUAAUUAUAAUCAUUCAUACAUUUAUUAUCCAAACUGGUAGCCAUUUCAUUUCAAUUCAAAGCAGUCUUGUGAUAUAUGAGAAUAAUCACAUAUUAUUGUGAUAAAUUCAAGUCAUAAAAUAUUCCACGCCUAAUUUGCUGCUUAUUUGCUUUAGAACAGCAUUUAUUGAACGUUGCAAAGUUUUUUCAUACUCCUAGUAGUAUUUAUUCUUGCUUACUUCGUUGCGUGUACCAAGAUCCUCAAAUAGCGCAAAAAUUGUUAUUCCUUCCGUUUUAUUCUGACGGGUUUUGAAUAAUUUAAUCACUCAACGCUGAUUAAGGUCCAUAUUAACCCAAUAAUAUUGUUAUACCAAAUUUCUUUAAUACUGAGGCAGAUACUAGUAUUCGACGAAAUGAUAUAUUUAUUUACGCGAUAAUAAUGAAUAAUCUAAAGUUCCCUUGUUAGUAAAGACACUUUCGAUUUAGUAAUCGGGACUUUCUGUAAAAGUUCUAUAAACUCUGUGUGGAAUAACGGCGAUUAUAGAGGUGGCGCAUACUACAUUUUUUAAUACAGAUGAAACUGUACGUAGUAACAAUUCAACAUGAGAAGGUUUUUGUCCGGGAGUUCAGAAUAAAUAAUAAUUACGCGAAUGAAUAUAGCUGGUAAGGAAUGACGGUUUCAUUACGCAAAUGCAUUAAAAAUACGAAUGACUUUCAAGCUUAUUAAUUAUUUUUUAAGAGACCUUCCGCCAUUAAGUUAGCAUCAUCCCAUAUAUUCGAACUUAUUAUUGUCUGGAUUGUUCGGUUCAUUACGUAACACGUAGCUUGUCAUAACAACAAUACUUUAAGUAUUUAUUACACUGGGUAUUCAAUAUUGAAUGACAUUCUAGAAUAUGGACACUAUCACUUGAUUACAAGAAUAGUUUUUCCCCUUUUUUGUAUCUCUCAGAUAAUAUGUAAGUCACAGUGUUCGCCGCUUUACACCAAGUGAACGAUGUCUUUAAAAAAAUCUACAUAAAAUAAUGAUGAGAUUUUGAAAUUCAGAACCAUAUAUUAUGGCUUUGUUAUGUAUAAUAUGAGUUGGAAUAGGCUGUGAAUUAAGAAUUAUGUAUCGAUGUAAUUUCCUCAAUCGGACAAAAGCUAAGCGUUCGUUCAAGGAAAUACAAAUUGUAAUUAUGUUUCAAUCUAGUUUAGGCGAAAUUUUUUAAAAAGGGCCUUCGAUAUUUGAAUAAAUUUCCAACUGCGCGUUGUUAAUAUUCGAAAAUGGUUAUAUUAGCAUUUGUACUAAGCAUUUUCUGUUCAUAAUCUGCAUGGUAAUAUAUUUUUGCACGUUUAUCUUGUUGACUUGUGAUCAGAAAUUCGCUGGUCCCUUAAAAAGAAUUCUUUAAAAGACUUUCUGGUUAACAAGAAAUUCAAUGCCUUUUGCUGCUGCAAUUUCUAUUCCCCAAUUAUACAGUUUGUAGAAUAAUAAUAGCGGAUAGCUCGACAUGAGUCGUUAAAAAAUAAGUUUGACAUUGGGCAAAUGUGAUUGUACAUUAUCUAUGUCAAGUAUGACAAUAUUUAACUAGCUCACGAGUUUAUAAAUUAUUUAAAUAGCGAAUGCUAUAAGAAAAAUGAAAGAGUUGUCAGCAGUUGAUAUAGCAAUGUAAAUGAUACAAUGAUUUUCUCAAACUGUACUGUACUAUAUUAUGCCAAACAAAAGACACUAUAAUUGUAUUUUCUUGAACCAGUGUAUGUUUAUUUGCAGCUUAAUUAAUAAUAUCUAUAGUGAUCUUGUAAAGGCUCCUACAUAUGUAGCUAGUUUUAAAAAAUAUUCUGAUCGCAUUGACAUCUACACUGACACCUAAUCAGUCGAUGAGCAAUAUCAUACUGGUUUUAAAACUGACACAUAACUAAUGAAUUUGAGCAAAAAUAAGCCCGAUUAUUAUUAUUGUUAUCGAUUAAGAAUAAAUGUUGCUACUUGAUUUUACUACUAGCAUAACUGUUCAAAGCUGCAAAAUAAAUAGUGAAUAAAAGACCACAAUGAUAAUACCUAUGCACUACACUCCGAACAUUUUGCUAAUGCCGAGCCGAUCCGGUUCAUUAUUAUAUUACUUAGAAAUAAACGAUAUCAUCAACUAUGUAA